This is a messenger RNA of Mesocestoides corti, 4653 nucleotides long. NCBI's taxonomy places the organism in Eukaryota, Metazoa, Platyhelminthes, Cestoda, Cyclophyllidea, Mesocestoididae. The record is from the annotation of a GenBank genome assembly.
AUGAUUUGUGUAUCCUACGUCUGUUCAAUCCACGUAAGUGAGUUGCGAGACACCAGCGCUUUCAAAAGCUGCGCCUCAUUCACUCUGCCGAACAGGUCGGAAUUUGAUUGGGUGGCACAAGUCAGUUUCUUCGAUCCCUCAAAACCCAGGGAACCCCUACCGUAUGUUAAUAUAAGAGAGGCAUUCAGAGGUGAGAAGGUCACCCUAUCGUGUGCUCACACCAGACGACACUCCAAGAUCAUUUGGUUCUUGAGUAAGACCUCACCGGACAAUCCCGAUGCCCUGGCCGAUGGACUUAUUGCACUUCCAAAGAACGAGUGCUUUGGACAACGAUUCUACGAACACGAGGUCUUCGGUGUUGAGGCUUUGGAGGUGGUUGCCCAGCCGGGUACCAUUGGAUUCAUAACCUGCGCUGAGGACACUGGGGAAGCCAGUGGCAAGUAUGCAUGGAUUCGCCGGGCCACAUACCUCAUUCUUCUCCAUCAACCCGCCAAAGCCGUCGCCCGGGUAGACUUUUUUGCUCUCUCAACAAGGAGUUGUGAGGCCGCACAGGAGGCGAUUUCUGAAAGGAAUAUUGCCCUCGACAAUGACAACGCAAGCUUGGCAUUCACUUUGAGCGAAACCAAGUGCACUGGUGCCCUUCAACCCUGGGAAUGUAUCCAGAUUUCGGAAGAAGGAAGUGGCCACAAUUGGAGAAGGUCAAUUGUAAGAAAAUUCCGCACAGGCUUCAUCCCCACAGGCCCACUCGAACCGUUUGUUCGUCUGAGGUUUGAGAGGGUGAGUGUGGGCGCUAUCUUUGAGUUUGUGAGCAAUCAGGCUACUCUGGAAGCGCGACGAGGCAAAGAAGUGUUCGUCGGAUCCAGGCGAAUCCGCUUGGGACAGUUCACCUUCACGCAGGACAACCUCUGUGUGCAGGCACGAACGGGUGGGAGAAUAUUUGACUGGGUGAUACUCGAACCGUACUUGGGGUACGCGGAACUGUCUGGGGGCAUUCGGCUGCCUUUCGACGAACCCCUGAAGCCGGGGGCAGCCAAGUACGUCGAUGGAGUGCAGGUUCGACCCGAGUCUGCUGAGUUAUUUAAGUCAGUCUACCUAGAACAAGCUCUCUCACCAGACUCCGUGUUGGAGCGAAUCACGAAAAGUAACUUGGCGGAACCACGCAUGCAGCACGGUCGCAGUCAAUCGGAAGACUGCGGGGCACCUGUCAUCACGUAUGGCCAAGAAUACCUGACCGCAGCCCACCCAAAACUCUGCAAACGGCAUAACACGAAUUUCACCAUCACCGUCACCAACGCCGUUGCUCACCUGACUCGUCGCAGUGCUCGUGCGAUGGUCGUCAAGGUUGUGGCUCUACUCGCAAAUCAACUGGGAAUUUCAUUCUUCUAUGAACUUCGACUCAUUGAGAAGACAAUUGUCUCAGGCAGUGUGAAGUUUAAAUUGCUUCUACUGGUCCAACUGACUCGAAAGUCACUACAUCUCACCGAUGGAAAACUCAGCUACGACGUCGACGUUGCAGUCACGAUGCCACGUCCAGAUGAAGCCAAGGUCAUUCCAUCUCGAUUGACGAUGCAGUUCCGUGAUGCUGCAACGGUUGUGACGAUUGGAUUCGUCUUGGCGGGGGAGCAACAGCUGAGAGGCAAGGAAAUGACCUUGUCCACCGCAUUUAAUGCUGGUUUGGAUUUAAUAACUAGGGUCGCCACUGCAAGCUCAUGCCUCGACUGCUUCAUAAGCGUGAAUGUGGAUCGCAGAGGAGCUCACGCGCCUUCCCCAAAGUGGGCCGAAGAAGCGGGCAGGGUCACGCCAAUAAGGCCACCAAUCAACAGCCGAGUGACACCGCUUCAGGGUUUGAGAGCUGUCGCCCAUGGAGACCGCUGGUUCAAGGCCGUUCGAUCGCUCAAGUUGACCUGGCAAGCUUCGGAAAGUCGGCCGCUGGAACAAGUCCUCGAGGGCUUGAUUGAACGCCUGAGGCUUAGACUGAGAGCGAAAAAUGUGACGGUAAUUUUUGCUAACUUCUGGCCGGUUUGUCCCCCUGGACAUCGCCUGGCAGUAGUAAAGCCUCCAAUGUGUCUUCCUUGUCCGCCUGGUACACGAGCCGUCCCGUACAUAAUUAACAAGGCGGGCACCUACGCCCCAGCUACAACAAAGUCCGAUUUGGAUGGACCGUUCGCGUACCUCUGUGACGUCUGUCCCAGAGGCACCUACCAAUCAGAGCCCGGGCAGCUUCAUUGUGUCAGCUGCUCAAACAAUCCGGCUCCAGUUUACUGCGAUGACGCCGUGCCCGCGGCCCCAAUAGGCCUCUCCAGUCAUUUAGGUGGUUCACCGAGUAGCAGCAAGCCUGGGUCAAAACCGACGCUCGCAAUGCCACAUAGGACUUCUCUGCCAAGCACUGCCGGUUUAUCUACAAUCUGCCUCUGUCUCGUUGGUCUUCUCGUUGGUGUGGUCUACUUUUACUUGGAGUCGAUUGGUUUCAUGCUGGUUGGCAUUGCCCGAGCUCCGUACUCUGAACUCUCAAACGUCAGCGCAGCUUGGCGUAGACGCCAGACACGCAGUCAGAGCGAAAUUCGGCGACUUCAGGAGCAGCAUCCAGAAGUGGACUUCGGUGCCGUGGUGCGAGAUGGGCUGUGCGCAGCGGAGAUCAGGCGCUUGCGCACAGAGUACCCCCAGGUGAACUGGGAUGAGAUCUUGUGCGAGGCAGAGGUACAGAAACUCCGUGAGUUGUAUCCCUUCAUUCGAUGGGACAGUAUUCUCUGUGAGGAGGCACCGCAGUUUCUGAGAGCGCGCUAUCCACGCAUCGACUGGGACCGGGUUAUUCGGGAUGAAGUCUGUGAGAAGGAGAUUAGACGUCUUCGCGAGGACUACACCGACGUGACUUGGUCGGAGAUCUUGUGCGAUGGCAAGAUCAGGCACCUGAGGAUCAAGUAUCCGUGUCUGAACUGGGACCAGAUGGUAUGUGAAGAACGCAUUCGCCGUCUCAAGAGGGCCUUCCCGCGAGUAAACUUCGAUAGUUUGAUAAGGGAGGAAGUUUCGGAGGCUGAGAUUGGGCGGAUGAAAACCAUGUACCCUGAAGUGGAUUGGGGAAGCGUGAUUAGCGAGGAGAAGGUUUUGUGGGCGCGUGCACGACACCCCAUGGUGAACUGGGCGAACAUCGUGAGUGAGGAAAAAGUCCGUCGUCUCAAGACACUCUACCCCCACAUCGAUUGGGCAAAUGUGGUCAGGAAGCAGCUCCACGAAGACGAGGUCGAGAGGCUGAAGGCGCGCUUUUCAAAUCAAGACUGGCAGAGAGUGCUGAGAGGUGACGAUUUAAAAUUCCGUGUUUCGCGAAAAGCAGCCGUCCACAAACUGACUUCACUUAAUUCAAACAUUGCCUGGGAAGACAUUGUGACGGCGGACUUAUGCGAUGGUGAAAUCCAACGUCUGAGAGAAGAAUACGCAUUCCUUGAUUGGGAGGCCAUCACAGAAACGCUGUCGACACCUGCCGCUGUCGCAUCCACCAGCAUUGCUGGACAAAGUGCUUCCGGGAACUCCUUGGAACUCCUGCCAUGUCUUGAGUUACUCUUCCCCUGCAUUGACUGGAGCAGUAUUGUUGAACAGAAGUGGUGCGAAAAAGAGCUGAAGCGGUUGAGAAGUGCCUACUCCUGCAUAAAUUGGGACCACGUCCUAAGUGACCGUGUGGUCCAAUCGGUGCUCCGAAUCGACGACGACGCCACACCCACUGACCUUGAAGAAGGGGCUUGUCCCAAAAGGGUGUCGAGUACCUCACUAAUCGUACGUCUCAGGACUUCCUAUCCGCCUGUCAAUUGGCCUGCUCUGCUCCAGGAUGGCCUUGAAGAAACCAACGUUCAAAGGAUGCAGAUUCUGCACCCGCACAUAAACUGGGCCGCCGUCUUCCAUGGGAGCACAGUGAAGGCGAUGGACUGUGUGGAGGCAGGUUCUGGAAGCCAGGAGGAGACCACGGGCCCACCAUCAGACCCGAUUUCGCACCUGCAGGGGAAUUACCCUUUUAUUGAUUGGGGGAGCAUUCUUCAUGGUGGUCUGAGUGAAGAUGGGAUGACAAGAAUCAAACACUCAUUCCCUUACAUCAACUGGAGGUACUUAGAAAGUGAUGAGGCUUUUAGCAGAAUAAUAGCCUCGGAAGUGUCCAAUUUAGGUCCCAGCGAUGAGCAGGUGGUGGGGUGUGCACUCAAGUGCGACGAUUCAACCCUCUCUACCACCCCUGCAUUCGUUUCGCACCUCCAUUCGGUUUAUCCGGGUGUGCAUUGGAGCAGCUUCGUGCCGUACAAUGCGGGCCUAGGUGAGUUAACUACCUUGGCACCCAACUUCCCGUUUAUCGAUUGGGACUACCUGGUAGAGAAGGAACUACGCAGGGAGACGGCGGUGUCGGAGAUCGCCCGACUUAGGCGGGAGUACCCGCAUGUUAACUGGGAUCGGGUGAUUGCGAAGGAGACUAGAAGACACGCUCGUCACAAGGAACGAAUGCGACGCGAUUCAGAGAAGGCGAGAACAGUCACCGUCUCGGAUUUGCCCCUUCAGAGGCCGGGAGAGGCGAUUGGGGCGUUGAGAAACGAUAAGGUGCGAAGGAGAAGGCUGAGAGACAAACCUUCGCGUAGAGAAAGGGGAGAUGGCACGAAUGAACAAACUCCAUCUGAGCAUUAA